This is a messenger RNA of Brugia malayi, 1026 nucleotides long. RefSeq lists its product as uncharacterized. The record is from RefSeq and is a predicted model, not a curated record. Bases 1 to 1026 code for a protein of 341 amino acids. NCBI's taxonomy places the organism in Eukaryota, Metazoa, Nematoda, Chromadorea, Rhabditida, Onchocercidae. The transcript has 8 exons.
AUGAAAGAAUUGGUUAUUGAUAAUGGAACAGUCAAACAGGAACACGAAAGUCGAUGGUUCAGAAAAGUUGAUAGAAAUGCGAAAUUUUUGCAUGCAGUUGAGAAAGAGAUGCUAAUGAAAUGGACAACUGAUUCGACUAACAAUGAGAAAUUAGCAACAUUUUUACAAAGUAUAUAUGAAAAAGAAGCACGGCUUCAUCCUCUUUCGACACAAUCUUUAUCAGUGAGUGGAAGUUUCGUACUCCCAAAAGCUAUCUUCAUACCUCCUUCACAGGUUGUCAUAUUAGCAGCUGAAUAUGAUGCAGAUAUGACCAUUCAAGAAUUAAUACCAAGACUUGUAACAUCAGGAAAAAUCAAAGAACAAGAAAGAAGAAUAUUUUAUGCUAAAAAUUUGUUGAUGGUAGUAGCCAAUCAGAGACGUGCCAUGCAUAUGACGAAAAUCUUGUUUGAACUUGGACGAAAUAUUGUUGCCAACAGUUCGUGGACAUUUGAAGAUACUGCAAAAGUCCUCGUCAGCCGUAUUCUUCCACCGAUGUUGGAAUGUCAUUUGUGUAAUUUCAAAACAGAAUCACUGAUUAUUCUUGAAGCUCACAAGGAAAUACCGCACUAUGUCCGACACAGAUACCGUUGCUCCUAUUGCAUUCAAUUCUUCGUUAAUUUCCAUGAAAUAAGAACUCAUUUCCUUCGAAAACAUCAUGUAAUAGCUCGCAGCGAUUAUCAGAACACGUUGGAAUGUCCUUCUUGUGGAAAAUUAUGCAGCAGCGAGUUCAUCUUGAAGAAACAUAGAAAGCUCUGUUGUUUUGCAAAGACCGGAUAUACUAUGUCUGCAACGAAAAAGCAAGCUUCAUGCGCAGUCAGUGAGAUUAUGUGUAAUACAGAGAUUGAUUGUGAUCUGUCACACCAGAAAUCCGAACGCUGUAUUUCACGGAAGCUAGUAAAUCAAGAGGAAAAUAGUCUUAUACGAAAAGGAAGUGCGCAAUGUUGGAUUCAGGAAGAUUUCAGCACUGAAGAUUUUGUUAAAUUUUAA